CUUUAGGACCCAGCGGAAACCACCGCGGCGUCGGGCUCUGUGACGUCAGUCUGCUGCUAUCAGCAGGUCAGUAAAGAUGGCGGCGGAGGAGAGCAGGUUGAAGCAGCGGAAUCACAAAAACAGCAUCUUCAAAGAAGGUGGACGUGGGUUUAAAUCAGACGCAUCCCAGAUGAGGCGCGAGGAGGAGGAGGACGACGACGACUUGCUGGAGGAGGAAGAGGAGGAAGAUCUGGGCAUGGCCAGGCCGGUGCAGAUCGUGGUGGCGGACGAGGAGGAGCACUCGUUCUCGCUGCAGGAGGAGGCGCUGGAGCGUCUGCUGCUGCAGGAGGAGGUGCGGGACCUCCACGUGGUCGUCGUCUCGGUGGCCGGAGCUUUCCGCAAGGGCAAGUCCUUCCUGCUGGACUUCAUGCUGCGCUUCAUGUACAAACAGUCACCUGGUUCGUGGGUCGGCGGGGAGGAGGAGCCUCUGACCGGCUUCACCUGGCGAGGCGGCUGCGAGAGGGAGACCACGGGCAUCCUGGCCUGGAGCGAGGUGUUCGUGGUGGAGAAACCAGACGGCUGCAAGGUUGCAGUUCUACUAAUUGACACACAGGGGGCGUUUGACAGCCAGUCCACCAUCAAGGACUGCGCCACGCUGUUCGCCCUGAGCACCAUGACCAGCUCUGUCCAGGUGUACAACCUGUCUCAGAAUGUCCAGGAGGACGACCUCCAGCACCUCCAGCUCUUCACCGAGUACGGACGACUGGCCAUGGAGGAAGUCUAUGAGAAACCCUUCCAGACUCUGAUGUUCCUGAUCAGAGACUGGAGUUACCCCUACGAACAUCCGUACGGUCUGGAGGGAGGACAGAGCUUCCUGGAGAAACGGCUGCAGGUGAAGCAGAAUCAACACGAGGAGCUGCAGAACGUCAGGAAACACAUCCACUCGUGCUUCUCCAACAUCGGCUGCUUCCUGCUGCCUCACCCCGGCCUCAAGGUGGCCACCAACCCGCACUUCGACGGACGGCUCAGAGAUAUCGAUGAAGACUUUAAGAAGGAGCUGGUGAACCUCGUUCCGACGCUGCUCUCUCCAGAGAACCUGGUGGAAAAAGAGAUCGGAGGAGUCAAAAUCACCUGCAGGGACCUGCUGCACUACUUCAAAGCUUACAUGAAGAUCUACCAGGGAGAGGAGCUUCCUCACCCCAAGUCAAUGCUGCAGGCAACAGCUGAAGCUAAUAACCUUGCAGCUGUAGCGGGAGCCAAAGACUUGUACAACAAAAGCAUGGAGCAGGUCUGCGGUGGAGACAAACCCUACAUGUCCCCAACUGAGCUGGAGCGCCGUCACACAGAGCUGCGACUGGCGUCGGUGCGACACUUCCGCUCCGUCAAGAAGAUGGGCGGCGAGGACUUCUGCCGGCGCUACCAGGAGCAGCUGGAGGCGGAACUUGACGAGGCCUACGCCAACUUCAGCAAGCACAACGACGGCAAGAACAUCUUCUACGCCGCGCGAACGCCCGCCACGCUGUUCGCCGUCAUGUUCAUCAUGUACGUGGUGUCGCUGGUCACCGGCUUCGUGGGCAUCAACUCUGUGGCCACGCUAUGUAACCUGGUGAUGGGUGUGGCUCUCACGGCGCUCUGCAUCUGGGCUUACGUCAAAUACUCCGGAGAGUUCCGCGAGGUCGGAGGAGUCAUCGACCAGGUGGCUGAAACCCUCUGGGAACAGAGGACUCCUCGAAAGGUUUUCUCCAAACUCUUCGAAGUGGCCCGGAGUCGAGUCCCGUUGGGAAGCCUCAUCCCGGCGCCGCGACCACGGCUCGCCUCGAACAACAACGUCAAGAAGAAAAACUAGCAGCAUUCAUACGUGCCCCCCCCCUCCCUCAGCUCGGUUUUCAAACGGCGUUUUUAGGACGGUUUGAAAUGUGUAAAUCCGUUUUUGUUCUCUGACUGUAGAUAAUGGUUCCUCGCCGUGCUGGCGGUAGGUUUAAGGACUCGCUGUAGACCCGGACGAAGCAGUGUGAUGUAUUUUAUUAUUUGUCAGUGGGCGGGGUAUAGGUAUUUAUUGGUGGGAGGGGCCAUUAUUCUAUCACUGAGUGUCAUCCCAGGUAUGCGUUCACCUGUAGGAUGACGACAACUCGACAUUAAUGAUUCCCAUUUAUGUGAAUGUAUGAAUGAAGAGCAUGACCGCUGACCCUCCUCACGGUUUCCCUCCUCUCCUCCUUCCUGUCGUCUCGGUCAGGUUCGUUUCUGUCGCUGGGCGGCUUCACGAGGAGGAGUCACAACCAAAGUUUACAGCUUUACUCUUAGAGACUCUCUGAGCGGACUGACAAGGUGUUUAAGACUUCUGGGAACAGCUCGGUUUCAGGGAAAUCCCAGAAUCCUAAAGUCACAUUUGUGUUUCUACAUUCCUGCGCAGGUUGAUCUCGUUUGAUCUUAAUGUCUGAAUCAAAAACUCCACAGAUCUGUCUGGAAAUUGGAGGGAACAACAAAUACGUGCUUAAGCGUUGAGAUUCAUUCUCCAGCACAUAUCCGUGGUAAAUAUUCACAUAGCUCUUCCUGGAGUGAAGGGACCGUACUAUGGUUAACUGGCCCUGCGCUUCAAACUCUGAUGCUGUAGGUAACCUCGAGCAUCAUUUCCAGUCACUCCAGGAUUUUUCUGAAGUGCUAGCAUGGCUUUGGAUGACGUUGAUCGUGAUUCCAGCUUGACUAAGAAACCACAGCAGAAGACUGAGCUCAACUCGACAUGUUUAUUGCUUUAUUUAAAUCCACCAAUCGUAAAUACAUAUACAGGAUUCGAAUAUUCGAGAAGUUCUCUAAACGUUCUCCUGCAGACAGUGAAGGCCUUUGCACAUCAAGUUACUUAUGCGUUUUUAAAAUCCGUCAUCCAAUAGAAAUUGUUACCCACAGAGUCCGAUACGCUUUGUUUUAAAAUUCACUAUACGAGACGGUCAUCAAGCAGUGCCGUAGACCGGACUCAAGACUUUUCCUCUUGUCUCAUUCUUGUCUUGGACUUCUUGGUCUUCACAAAGUCCAGCAAAGUGUUUUAAUGAAGUAACUUCCUCCUUCAGAACAACCCUUAAUGAAAGGGCGGAGUUGGUGUGCAAAGGCCUUUACGGUUCCAAACCAGGCUUCCAUGAGUUUGUCUGGGGAAGUAGAAGUGUGAGUGUGAUGAGCUGAAUUUCCCCAAAACCCUCUGAGCCCUGAAGUAGCCAUCGAAGUGUCAGUUGGUCACACGCUGAGUGGACGGACUUACAGACAGAUGUGGUGCUGACCAACAGAAACGUGUGUAGUUGGUUAAUUUUAGACCACAUCACGACUUGAUUAUUUUCUUAUUUUGUAAUUCUCAGUAAUGACGACAUCAUGACUUCAGUAUUGACUUCAUUUACUUUCAAUCAUUUUGAAGUGCAGAGCUGGAGUUGGGGACUUAGGAACUAUUUCUUGACAAACAGUGUAUCCUUCCACCACGGCUCCAGCUGUGUAUUUAAUGCACAUGAGAGUGAUGUUGAUCUCUAAUGUCCAAAAAAGUAAAUGCACGUUUUCUUUAAAGUUUGAAGUCUUUAACUGUCUCCGGUAUUGUUUAGGGACAUGAGACGUCUCUCCAUAUUUAACCUGGUAGUUCGUGAUGAUGAUCCUCAGUCCUCUUGAUCUGACUGCCUGACAAAUGAAGCUUUUUAAUGUUUUCCUCCAGUUUGACUGAGACCUGUAGAUAAUAUUUAAUAAUUUAACUCGAGUGUUAUUCCUUCUCUUUGAUUCCUCCUCUUCCUCUUCCUCUUCCUCUUGACAAAUCUGAAGACUGAACCACCUCCUCCUGUUUUUAAAGCACCAGAAGCCGUUUUAGUAAAACACUAAGAAUCGUGUCACACACUACGAACACUCCGCUUUUCCGUUUUUAAAGCCAAAAUCCGAGAAUCGGACGAAUGAAAGGUUCAUUCCAAACGUUGACCGCCGUUCGGGGGUCGGACGCCAUCAAGUUGUCGUUUUGCAGUCAUAUUUUCUUUCUUUUAAUCAUCAUUCCAUCCACAAAAUCACCACUGUGUGCUUUUUGUUUUUGUACAGUUUAGUUUUUUACAGCCUCAUCCACACAUAGGGCAUGUGUAUGAAAUAUAUACAUAUAUAAAUAUAAAUUUUCUAGACCUUUUUGUAGCUGGAAGAACAACGGUUUGGGUGGUAGACCAGAUUCAGCUCACUGGAUGUAAAGGAAUGCUUUCGUGAUUUGUGGAUAUGUCUAAUAAAUUCCUUUUUUAUAUAUAUAUUUGUAAAUUUAAUCUGACAUGAGCACUGCGAUUCCACCCCCUGCUGGCAAAGAAUGUUUAUAAUCUGGAUCUUCUUUUCCCCUUUUUUGUCUUUUGUUGCAUUUUAAAGUUAUUUUCGUUAAUUUAUUUUUCAGUACAAUAUUAAACCAAACUCCUACAACACA
Molecule: messenger RNA, 4390 nt
Organism: Dicentrarchus labrax (European seabass)
Lineage: Eukaryota; Metazoa; Chordata; Actinopteri; Moronidae
Product: atlastin-2
Exons: 14
Coding region: 77-1825 (582 amino acids)
Biological process (GO): protein homooligomerization; endoplasmic reticulum organization
Molecular function (GO): GTP binding; GTPase activity
Source: RefSeq, a predicted model, not a curated record